Athalia rosae (coleseed sawfly) is the source of this 4766-nucleotide messenger RNA. RefSeq names its product facilitated trehalose transporter Tret1 (gene Tret1-1). Gene Ontology annotation, molecular function: sugar transmembrane transporter activity. The transcript is spliced from 7 exons. Gene Ontology annotation, biological process: transmembrane transport; carbohydrate transport. The coding region runs from base 1150 to 3036 and encodes 628 amino acids. Lineage: Eukaryota; Metazoa; Arthropoda; Insecta; Hymenoptera; Athaliidae. Gene Ontology annotation, cellular component: membrane. The record is from RefSeq and is a predicted model, not a curated record.
AUACCCCGCGAUCUGAUUAGCAAACUUCCAAACACAAAGCGUUCAAUUUUUCUGUCCCGUGUAUAAUAAAUUUAACCGCGUUCGCUCAGCCAAGUAACGUUUAACGUAACGUCGUACACACAUUUUCAUUCAAUCAACGAUACCGAGAGACGAAGAUCGUCCUCCGUCGAAUUCCGGCGUUGACCGCUUCUCGACGUCCAGUUAAUUGUGUUGUAAAAUAAUUUGUUCGCCGAAUGUUCCGUGAAUAAAAAAGAAGAAGAGAGAGAGAAAAAAAAAACAAACGAACAAACAAACAAAUAAAAAGAGAGGAAAAACAAACGGACGAAAUCGAACUUGAUCGAUAAAUGAAAAAGAUUAAAGUUCGCGGUUUCAUUCGUUUCGAUUCGCGCGCCAGCAGAGCCGAACACACAAUGAUGACACGUAUGUGCGCGUCGCACACACACGCGAAAUAAUUCAUUCAACUUUGUAAUACGCCGUAACGUUUCUACACAUACCUUUGCUCGUCGUCGACAUCGCUCGACGAAGAUAUCGUCUCGCGAUAUUCCACGUGCCACCCGCGGGGUGCAAAUUGAUUUGCGAAGACCUCGCACUUCGCCGACAAAUCGCGCGAACCCGUGACCUCACCUAUUUAACCUACUAAACAGUGCGACCACAGUCGAUAAAAAACGAUAACUCACGCAACAUUUUCAACGUCGCGUUACGUAUAAAUCGUAUUGAAAAAAAAAAAAAACAAAAAACAAAAAGGAGGAAACCGGAGGAGAUCGGAGGAAACAGGGCAGCAUCGUCGCCCGAGUCCGAAAAUUUCACUCGACGACGAACCGGAGGAAAAACAUCGAGUCCGAAGAUCGAGAACGAUGCACUCGUUAACGUAACACGUAACACGUGAAAUUCUCACUACUGGUAACGAGGUUUAUCGAACGUUAAAACUGCAGUUCUUCGCAAACUGUCACAACAACAAAACCCACGUGCUUGCGAUUGAAAAAAAACCAAAAUACAAUCAAACGAAAUAAGCUCUGGUAUUAUUGAACAAUAUUCAUAAUACACACGUAAAAUAUAAGGUAAAAGUUUCGAAGUGCGGAUAAAAGAGAUCGUUCGCGAAUUUUAUUUUUUUUUGGACAAAGUAAACUGAGAACACACAUCACAUCCACGAUGUCAUCCUCCCAGAAGCCGUGGCCGGUGUGCCUGAUGUUCUCAAAGUCAAAGGAGCGAGGGAUCCUACCGCGCCAGUACACGAGGGUACCGACGAUCUCGAGAUCGGAAACGGCGAAUUCAAACAUCGUCGCCGAUUGCGCGUCCAAUACGACCCUCGCAACGAUCCCGAGCCCCUUCACGAGCCAACUGACCUUGUCAAACGACAAAAAGUGUCCGGAAUCGGUGACGGAAUACCCAGAGCCGGCUCACUACUAUGCCGACAAUUUGUUGAACAAUCAAAAUCUGAAAAAGGCCAAGAUUUACAACGAGCAUAUUCAGCGUGAAGACCCGAACGCGGAUCACAAACAACUGGAUCCAUUGCUGCAGGAUCACGGAAUUCAACCGGACACAGCGAAAAUGUUUCACUCGCAGGAAUUUCAGGUGAAAAUGACCUCCGGUCCUCCCUUCAAGUCCUACUUUCAAGCGGAGGUUGCACCGCGUCGUAGAUGUCACUACAUCCCUCAGGUCAUCGCGGCUAUUUCCGUAUCCUUGGGUUCGAUGGUUGUUGGUUUUUCAAGUUCUUACACUUCACCGGCUCUACCAUCGAUGAAAAAUGAGACCUCUUUGGCGAUGAGUGCUCAAGCGGCGUCAUGGGUAGGCGGAAUAAUGCCGCUUAGUGCUCUGGUCGGUGGCGUACUUGGGGGGCCAAUGAUCGAGUAUCUCGGUAGACGUAACACAAUUUUGGCAACGGGAUUCCCUUUCAUAGGAGCCUGGCUUCUCAUCGCCUUCGCGACGAACAUCGUUAUGAUUUUAUGCGGUCGCGCAUUCAGUGGUUUCUGCGUGGGCGUAGCCUCUCUAUCGUUUCCGGUUUACCUUGGCGAAACACUCCAGCCGGAAGUACGCGGUACUCUUGGACUGUUGCCAACGGCGCUGGGAAAUGUCGGAAUCCUAUUCUGCUUCAUCGUCGGGAUGUACUUGAACUGGUCGAAUCUGGCUAUAGUGGGUGCGAUAAUACCGAUCCCUUUCAUGAUCUUGAUGUGCCUAAUCCCGGAAACUCCUCGUUGGUAUAUCGCUAAGGGAAACCGGGAGAGAGCUCGUAAGUCCCUUCAAUGGCUUCGCGGCAAGAAUACCGACGUAUCCGAGGAAUUAGCAGCGAUUGAAAAAGCUCACACGGAGAGUGAGAGGAACGUGACGCGAGGUGCCUUCAAAGAAUUGCUGAAAAAGGCCUACGUCAAACCCCUCCUCAUCUCACUGGGACUCAUGGGAUUCCAACAACUCUCGGGAAUAAACGCAGUUAUAUUUUACACCGUUCAAAUAUUCGAGGACGCCGGAAGCACGAUCGACGGUAACCUCAGCUCAAUAAUAGUAGGAGUGGUGAACUUUUUAUCGACAUUUAUGGCCACAGCAUUGAUCGAUCGUCUGGGUCGUAAAAUUCUUCUCUACAUAAGCAGCGUGUCAAUGAUACUGACGUUAUUCAUUCUCGGUACAUUUUUCUACCUAAAAGAGAGCGGUACCAAUGUCGAAUCGUACGGUUGGAUUCCAUUGGCAAGUUUUGUUAUAUACGUAAUUGGAUUUUCUCUUGGAUUUGGACCAAUUCCAUGGCUGAUGAUGGGAGAAAUUUUACCGGCGAAAAUUCGUGGUUCGGCGGCGAGUGUUGUCACCGGUUUCAACUGGGCGUGUACAUUCAUAGUAACCAAGACCUUUAUCGACAUAAUAGCCGGGAUCGGCGCCGGGGGCACUUUCUGGUUAUUCGGCGCCAUAACACUCAUCGGUUUGAUAUUCGUUAUCGUGUUUGUACCGGAAACGAGGGGUAGAUCAUUGGAAGAAAUUGAGAUGAGGCUAACUGGACCAGUACGAAGGAUGAGCGCGGUAGCAAACAUAAAACCUAUGCCAACUGCUUGUUAAGGGUUUUCUUUAGUGAUUUUUCAAAAAAAAGUUGGCAGAAACGGACUACGGUUGACGAAGAUCUAAAAUCCGUACUCGAGAUGACGACGGACCUUGAAGUGGGUGGUUGCUCCAAUCGAUAGAAAAAAGAAAAAGAAAGCCCAGAACUGACAAAAUUUUUUUUCUUUUUUUUUUUCAUACUACCAGCUUGGAGUGAAGUGUACUUCGAUCGAUUUGUUUCAUAUUGAGAUUCGAAUAUGCGGUGAUGUAUAUAAAAAUGUAGUGUGAUAAUUUACAAGAUGCUGGUUAGAGAAAAACAAUUUUAAGACGAAAUGACAAUUGCUACAUACAAACCAUCGAUAACUUUUGCGCAAGACGAUAUAGUAGAAUUCGUUUUUGUGAUAUCCUAUUUCUUUUACAAAUACAUCUUCAUUUUUGACGUCUUUCAUUUCAUAUAAAUAUUAGGUAGACGACACGAUGCUAUAGAUAGUGCCUUCUUGAAAUAAAUGGUAUUUUGAGGCUACGAAAUGUUCCAUAAUAUACACAAUUACAUACGCACAUAGAACAAAAAAAAAUGAUAGAAAGACAAGGUGCUAAAAUACUUAACAAUGAAACACCGCGUCCUUUAAUUGUUAUAUAAAACUGUCGGCGAGGGGGGCUGAAUAUAGUAUUGAGAAUACUGCGUGUGUCUAGAUGGUAUUCAUCCUAUUAACUACGAUGCACAUUGUAUCGCACCUCGGAUAUAUUUAUAUUUGUUCAGAUAAUUUUUUGUUAUUUUGCAUAUCAUCAUAUAUGAAAAGAAUCUCAAUUUCUAUAAUCAUUGCUAUGAUCACUAUUAACUAUGAAAUCAUUGCUAUUCAUUUUUUCACGAUGGUUAACUAGAUGCAUAGUAGUUUAUCUGUUUCUUGUUAUUGUUGUUAUUAAUAAUAUCAUUUUAUUAUUACUAGGGUCAUUGCCAUCAUCAUUAUCAUUAUGGUUCUUUUUUUUAUUGUCGUUUCUCUUCUUGCAAUCCUACAGUCUCUACCUCAGAAAAAGUAAUAUUGCGCAUAAAUAACAAAUAGUAAUUAAAAUGAUCAAAUAUGUUGAAAAAAAAAAAAUAUAUAUACAUAAAUAUUUUAUAAUAAUAAUUGUUCCUCAAUGUUUGAAUGAUAAGUGAUUUCAAUGAAUCACAAGAAAGAAUAAUUAUUAGCAGAAAACCUUCAGAUAUAAUAUAUGAUAAGCGAAUGCACAAAGUUAUAGAUAUAUUUUUGCUGAUUUAUAAAAAUUAUGUACAUACGUAUAUAUUUAGCUGAUAGUUGUACAUUAUGUUGAGGUGGUAGGUAGAUCCACCGAGAUUUGAAAGGAAAUUUCAAAGACUUUAGUGUGUAAAAAAUUACUCGUGUAGAAGCUUAAUAAAAUCACAGCUGCCUAUUAAUUACGAGACGAAAAACGAACAACAUGAAAGCAAAAAAAAAAAGGCACAUGAAUUGGAAAAACUGAUCUUUUACGAAAUGAUGGAACACCAUUGUGUAGUACUUAAUUUUGAAGAAAGAAAAGUUACUUGUGACAGAACACAAAGAUUUUUGUAUGGUCUUGUUCAAUUUUGUUCGAAUUAAUUUUUAUAAGUAGUAGCUGAAUUCAUGUAGGGAACAAAAUUCUUUCAAUAUAUGUGUACUCAAUAAAUACUGGAGACGCAUAGGAAUGAUAUAUCUGAAUUUAGCAGACAAAAAAAUAAUGAUAAAUAUGUACAAUAAAUACGUAUUUUCAUAUAA